Molecule: messenger RNA, 1422 nt
Organism: Bathycoccus prasinos
Lineage: Eukaryota; Viridiplantae; Chlorophyta; Mamiellophyceae; Mamiellales; Bathycoccaceae
Exons: 3
Coding region: 1-1422 (473 amino acids)
Biological process (GO): tRNA processing
Molecular function (GO): flavin adenine dinucleotide binding; tRNA dihydrouridine synthase activity
Source: RefSeq, a predicted model, not a curated record
AUGGCGCACAAGAAGCGAAGAAAAGCGCCGCCAGAUGAAAAUGGAAAACCGACGACGGCGGAUAUCUACGCCGCGUGCGUGGAAAUCCGAAACCCGAACGGUAAACAACCGUCAAAGUUUAGUCACGUAGAUAUUACCCCGUAUUCGGACAUUCGAAUUGAAUCGAACGUUCCUUCCUCGGAACAUAAACCUCGAUGGACGAAAGAGACGAAACCGAAAGGUUUCGAGUACUUGAAACAGUUAUUCGAGGACAGAGGCGAAGGCGUGAGGGAGGAGAAAGUGAAACGAAGUUUUUGGGUAGCACCGAUGGUGGACGCGUCCGAUCACGCGUUUCGAAUUCUUUGCAAGCGAUACGGCGCUGAUGGUAGCUACACGCCGAUGAUUCACUCGAAGAUAUUCAUGGAGUCGGCGACGUUUCGGAAAGAAUAUUUCAGCACGCACGCGACGGAGGAGUGCAGACCUUUGUUGGCGCAGUUUUGCGCGAACGAUCCAACCACCUUGUUAAAAGCCGCGAGAGUUAUACAACCGUUCUGCGACGGCGUGGAUAUUAACUUUGGGUGUCCGCAGAGAAUUGCAAAGAGAGGAAAUUACGGCGCGUUUUUAAUGGACGAUUGGCCGCUGGUAGAGAAGUUGAUUAAAGAGUUGGACGAAAAUUUAGACGUGCCGGUGACGGCAAAGAUACGGGUGUACGAUGAUUUAGAGAAGAGCGUAGAGUACGCGAAAAUGGUUGAAAAGGCUGGAGCGCAGAUUAUUGCCGUGCAUGGCAGAACGAGAGAGCAGAAGAGGUUGGCGGAGUAUAAGUGUAAUUGGGACUUCAUCAAAGCUAUUAAAGAGGCAGUAUCAGUUCCGGUAUUAGCCAACGGCGGCGUUCGAAACUACCAAGAGUUGCAAGAGUGUCUCGAGUACACGGGCGUGGACGGAUACCUCUCCGCGGAGCCGCUUCUCGGCAAUCCGACGUUAUUUUCCAACCCACCGUUCGCUCCGAAUCCGUCCGAGGGCCAACCGCCCUACCCGCUCGAAAACGACCAUUCUUUUCAAGUAUUUUUAGAAUACAUAGACAUUUGUCGUAAGCAUCCAACCGCGCCAAAGAUUGUUUUUGGUCACUUACACGGAAUCGUCGGUCACUGGAUGCACGAGUUUCACGAUUUACGCGACGACUUGAACGAAAACAGACGCAAGUACGCCGACUUAGACGCGUUAGCCGAGUGGGUAGAAAGAUUACGAGCACGCGCGAAAGAAAUACGUGAGAAGGAAGGUCGAAAUUACCCUAUACGUAAGAUGAGUCAAAAGCAAGUCGAUAGGCAAAAGAAGCGCGAAAUCGCAGAGGCUAUCGCCACGCAAGAAGAAGAGGAGAAGAUGUUAAAAGAUAUCGACGAAAAGGACAAAGAGCGCGAAAAGGACCUAAAACUUGCCGCCGAAUGA